GAGGAGUAUCUGAGCUGCUCACUCAGUGAGAUCAAGGAAAGAUGCCAGAAUUGUUAGAGAAACAUGAAGGGAACUUUGAAGGUGAUGAAUGCAGCAAAUGAACGCACCAAGGGGAAGGAAUCGUUGGUGUUAUUGGCAUUCUUCUGUUCCUCGUUGCCUUUGGAACCGAGUACUGGCUGCUAGCAACAGAGGCCUGUGGAGAGUUUGCAUCUAAAAAUGGAACUCUGGACAUUGAGAUGGAAGGUGUUUCCAGAGACUCCUCAAGAGGUGUCCUCACAUUCCACCAUGAAGGCUUCUUCUGGAGGUGCUGGUUCUCAGGAGAGGGCACCCACGGGAACGUCUGGAAAUUCUGGUUCACUAACCAACCUCGUACCAAGCACUGCCGCCCCGGUUAUCUCUUUCCUAUGCCCAUUGCUCUGGGACCUUUACCACAUCCUUCUUAUGAUGCGACUGCAGUGUACCGAGGAUUCUGGACGGUUUUCAUCGUGCUAGGUGUUACUGCCAGCCUGGUGGGGGUAUUCCUGCUGGUGUGUGGGGCGCCCUUUGUCAAUGCUCGACUUUAUAAAUUUGGCGGGAUCUUUCUUCUCACCUCAGGGGGCUUCUUCCUCCUCCUCCUCAUCCUGUUUGUGCUGUGGAAGGAGUGUGCAGCCGAUUUUCAGAAAUAUAUACUUCUGGAAAGGAGUGACAAGUGUGUCCCAGAGAAUGCCCCCGUGAAUGUGCAUUAUGGCUGGUCUUUUAUAUUUGCUGCUGCCGGCACACCCUUGGUUUACCUUUCAGGACUUCUGUUUUAUUUGAUUGGCCAGAGGAACAUGAAAGUCCCAAAGUGAAAGAAGGGAGAGAGGGAUAUACCCCCACUCUUCCAACACCCUCCCCCACAAUACUUACUCGCAUACAUCUAUACACUUACACACACCUACACACUCACACACUUACACAUUUACACGGUAACACACACACAUCCCACUGAGAAACUCCUUGAGCAUGUUUCCCAUACUGACUAGAAGGAAGGCCUUCCACCAUCUCAGGGUUUCACUUUGGCAUACUCUUCAAGCCUUUACCCACCAUAGCAGAUGUUGAUCAAGAAACAGUGACAAAUGGUACUUAGGGAGAAAUGUUGGAAAGAGAAAGGGAGCACUAGACUGAAUUGUAUGAAAGGGCCCAAGAGUAGGUUUUCAUUGGCCUCAGUUUUUGAGACCAAAGAGGCUGGCUCUGGCUUCCCUAAUGUUUUUAUAAAUCGCCCUCACUCGGCAGCCUCAUUUGUAUUGGAGCUGUUAGUUCAUUUCCAAUCUCUCCCAAAUCCAACUGUGAUUUACAGUAAGAUGUUUCUUUUUGAAUAGAAAUUGAGUGUGACUUUUUUUUUUUACGGGGGUUGAGCAGAGGGGUGGGUGGGAAGAAGAAAUUAGUCAUAACUGACAUCCUAGGCCAGCCAUGACUAUUUCUCAGACAAUUUAAACCUGAGGAAGUUGAAAAAGUUAUGCCAGGAGACAGAGAGAAAAAGAGAUUUUUCUUUUCCUUUUCGUUUUUCUUCUUCAGAUAGAAUUUGGAAAGUGAACCCAGUGUGAAUGCAUGCACAUUUUAAUGGGCUGGAGAAGAGAUAGCUUAUAUCCAGAGGCAAUCUAGCUCCCAUUUCCAUGCAGCUGACUGUACAUCCUUCCAAGCAAAGAGGGCUGUAUUUCACUGAGAGAAUUAGUAAAAAAUAUUCAGAACAUAAAAGCCUACACUUGGGUAAGUGAAAUAAAGAGCCAACUUUUCAGCCGUAGUACAGGCCCUUCUGCAGAGGCAAAUGGACUACAUUGAAACACCACUGCCUUUGAUUUUGCCCUGGAAACAUAUUUGUAUUUUGUGAAGCAAAUACAGCUCCUGGUUUAAGAUUAAAGUGGGGAGGUAGAAGGAAGUCAGUGUCUGGAGGCAGGAAACAUAAAUAGCACAUUCAUUUAUUAGAAUCCUCUUUAAGCCUUCACUGUUAGCCAUAAUAAUUUGGCUGCUUGGGGUUUAAUGGUUCCCAUCAUUUUUGGUCCUUAGAACCAAUCCCUCUUGCCUUCUUCCGGUAGGAGACCAUGCUGGCUUACCAGAAUUCAGAGAAAGCCUAAGGCUACUUUGGAGCAACCAGGGAGGGAUAUGCUAAGUUAGUGGUUCAAUUAUGUGGGAAUCAGAAACAGAGAAUAAGCUGUCAUCUUGUAAAAACAGUCACGUGGCAGGAGGUCUGACCAGAGACUCUCAAGGACCCCUCCGAUUCAUAGCUUGUCCGUGAACCACCCGCUGCACACAGAACCAUUACAUCGCGUGAGCACCAUUCGGAGCCAUUGGUAAGGUAAAAACGUGCUUGCAUUUCCAUGAGUGGGAUUCAAUUCCUUGGCUUGCAUUUCAGAGGAGGGACUUACCCUCAGUAUUUUCAAAUACCAACACUUGUCCUCAAGGCACAGAAGCCUCUAUAAGCUAAGAGUUAUUACAUAGCAGAUCCAUGAGCCAGUGAACAUGUUAAUUAUUCUUUCCUGUCUCCGCCAUUGUCUCCUGUGAAAUCAUUAGCUGUGAUGUAUAUGAUUUUGGAAAAAAUGGUCCUAAAUAUUGUAGAUUUAACUUGAGUGAUCUCACCAACUAUUGUUGGUGUCAGUUUAUUUGUUCACUUAAAAACCUGUGUUAAUAAAAUACAUUCUGAUGUC
This is a messenger RNA of Phascolarctos cinereus (koala), 2660 nucleotides long. RefSeq names its product transmembrane protein 182-like. The record is from RefSeq and is a predicted model, not a curated record. Lineage: Eukaryota; Metazoa; Chordata; Mammalia; Diprotodontia; Phascolarctidae. Gene Ontology annotation, cellular component: membrane.